UGGCACUGCCCCUCUGCCCCACCCACCACAGCAUGCGGAAGACCGAAAUCACCAGCCAGGUCCUUGCAGCGGAUCAUCGGAGGAUUCAUGGAUGCCAAGAAUAGCUUUCCAUGGCAAGGCAAGCUACAGCUCCAGCACAAUUGCAUUGUCGGUGCCACGCUGAUCAGUGACCAGUGGCUCUUGCCCACGGACAUUACACCCACCCUGCGGCUUUUCUUGGGUGAUGGACAGGCCACUGGUCCCGUGGAGCGCAUCAUCCUGCACCCUGGCUUCCCAGAGGAGGAGGACCUGGUGCUCUUGCGUCUUCAGCACAAGGUUUCCCAUGGCGCUGUGAUGCCUAUCUGCCUCUCCCAGAGGAACUAUGUCCACCCAGGACGUGUGGGCUUUAUAUCUGACCCUAAUGUCUUAUAUACCCAUCCAGAGCACCUGCGGUUCAUGCAACUGCCAGUGGCGGACACAGGCAACUGCAGUGUAUGCUGUGCUCCCUGCAGCACUCAUUAUGUUAAGCCACUGCUCAGCAACUGCCGCGUGGGCAUGAGCGAGCUGCGGGAAGAUACUUGCUAUGGUGAUGUAGGUGGGGCUUUUGUGGUGCAGGAUCCCAGUGAGGACAUCUGGUAUGCUGCUGGCAUUCUCAGUCACGACAAGACCUGUACUACUUCCCUGUAGGGAGUCCAUGUGGAUUUGGUAAAAUUAGUGCAAUGUAUCAGAGGGAUCAUAAAUUGGUACUGAGCCAACCCAGUUCAUUUCCCUUUAUUGGCUCUUCUGUCUCAGGUCUGCACUCUGGGCUAAAUGACCAAGGCAAUUGCAGUGAACUACCUACCGUGUCUGUCAAGCCAAAAUCAUGCUCUCUUUUUGUCAUCUGGUCUUAACAUGCAUUGUCAACCCAUUAAAAGUCUGUUCUCCUAGUGA
Messenger RNA from Varanus komodoensis (Komodo dragon), 909 nucleotides. Its product is annotated as haptoglobin-related protein-like. NCBI's taxonomy places the organism in Eukaryota, Metazoa, Chordata, Lepidosauria, Squamata, Varanidae. The record is from RefSeq and is a predicted model, not a curated record. Gene Ontology annotation, biological process: proteolysis. Gene Ontology annotation, molecular function: serine-type endopeptidase activity.